Molecule: messenger RNA, 1058 nt
Organism: Drosophila ficusphila
Lineage: Eukaryota; Metazoa; Arthropoda; Insecta; Diptera; Drosophilidae
Product: UPF0329 protein ECU05_1680/ECU11_0050
Exons: 1
Coding region: 11-919 (302 amino acids)
Source: RefSeq, a predicted model, not a curated record
ACCAGCGAACAUGUGGAAAGGAUUCUCCUGCGCCAUUCUCUGCCUGGCUCUCGUCCAGGCGGCUGUUAUCCGUCCCGAAGGGGAUUCCGAGAUUCCGGAGAGCACCACUGGCGUGGUUAAUCCGGAUCAAGUUGGGGAUGCCUCCACGGAGGAGGCCACCACUCUGGCGGGUCCUGCUUUCAGUCGCGACGAGGAGGCGAGCAUACUGAUUGAUCCCGCCCCGGGCACUUUACAAGGGGCGACUUCCGUGGUGGCAGAGAAGUCCGGAAAGCUGCUGCUGCUUAGUACUCCGCCCAAGCGACUGCACGAAGUCGAGCGGCGGUUCGAGGAGCAGGAUGACGAGGAGCAGGCCGAUGCCGAGCCAACCACAACCACUGAGCAGCCAAAGGACAACGCGGAGCAGACGGAGGAGCCAAAGGAGGAGCAGAAGGAGGAGCAGAAGGAGGAGCAGAAGGAGGAGCAGAAGGAGGAGCAGAAGGAGGAGAAGAAGGAGGAGGGAGAGGAGGAGGCCAAUACGGAUAGUUCGACCACAGAGAGCAGCACCACUCCGGCCACAACAAAACUGUUUGCCAUCGAUGCCGCCCCGGCGGGAGUGGACUCCCCGCCGCCGAACGUGGCCAUAUCCCUUUCCCAGGACAAUCUCAAUGCCUCGGUUUCGAUUGCCGAGCAGCCGCAGGCGCCCGGCGACAAUAAUGCCGCCGUGGAGUUGGCCAUCGUGGAGCCGGAGGCCGAGUACGUGCUGGUGGACGGCGGCCACGACGACCACGAGGACCUGGACCUGGAUCUGGACCUCCAGCUGGCCAGCUUCACGCACAUCGACAGCGAUGUUCACCUGCAGCCGGUUGUGCACUCCGUGGAAAUCGUGCCCACCAGCCUCGAUGAUCCCUUGAUUGUCAAUUACGUGCACAAUUUGCGGUGACUUGGCCAAGGAGGCGUGUCGGGACGAAUCAAUUAACCCGGUGCGGUUGGCCCUGUGACUCUGUUAAAGUUUUUUUUAGCUCUGUUUUAUUGACUUUUGUUACUUUUUGAAUGCGAUCCUCAAAUGGCUUUAUACACAG